Messenger RNA from Anneissia japonica, 3915 nucleotides. RefSeq lists its product as uncharacterized. Lineage: Eukaryota; Metazoa; Echinodermata; Crinoidea; Comatulida; Comatulidae. The transcript is spliced from 7 exons. The coding region runs from base 298 to 681 and encodes 127 amino acids. The record is from RefSeq and is a predicted model, not a curated record.
UCCUUACACAGUCCAGCAAGUGAUAAAGAUAACCUGUUGUACCAUCUGCUGGAAAGGUAUUACCUAGCAACAGAGAGUGUUUGUUUUCCAUUUCCUUCAGGUUUCCAAACUUUUUUCACCUGUCUCGGGUAUCGUUGCCUUCGUUACCAAUCAUUCUUGCAGUACGUCGAGCGAGGGGUAUUUCAACUCACCCCAGAAUUUGUACGUAAAUUCUUUGCUGAAAUUCCAGAUGAUGAAAUACAUUCUGAAAGGAAACAUGAGAUUUUAAUCCAAUUGCCACAGUCUGACGCUUUGGAGAUGAUAGAGGACUGGAAGCAUCCAUUUGCCCUGAGGUACCUAGCUCAGCAGUAUGUUGAAGAAACACUCAAACCUGACAGCUGUUUGGAAUAUCCGUUUUAUUUAAACAGAGAAACUGCUAUUGAGAAUGAGUCAAGUCAGGCCAGUGUCAGCUCAAGGCCUGUUCACUCAGAUGAUGACCAGGAGGGAAUCACAGCAGCAUUCCCACCUCUUGGAACUUUGUUAAAACUUUUACAAGAGAAAGAUCCGAAGGUAGUCGUCGUGAACAAUGGAGUGAAUAACCAACCUAGUUGCUUCCAGAUGGAGCCAAGGAAAGUCGAGCAAGUAGCCUUACUCAAUACCAUGGAAAAAUACGGGAAUAACCUGUCAGAUGUCACAUUCUAAAAUAACAGAUUUAAUAAUAAUACAAUGAUGCUCACAUUUAUUAAAUACAUAUUACCCAAAUAAUAUAAUUUAGUUUAAAAAGUAUAUGAAAUGUUUAAAUGUCACAAGUAAGAAUAAUUUGGUUUAUAAAGAAGACUUAUCAAUAUUGCAUAUGAUAUUUUUUCUGCUGUUUGGCAUAAUGUAAAAUAUUUUUAGUAAUCUUAAAUAAGAAUACAACUACCGUAUUCGAAUAAUUGGGCAUUUAUUCGAGGGAGGCGUUCAUUAUUUAUUUAAUUUUUUUUGUAAAAUCGAUACAUAUAUCGAUUUGUUUGCUUGAGGGGGCCAUUUAUUCAAAGAGUGGCGUUUACAGUAUUCAAAUAAAACAGUAUAUGCCUAUGCACUUUUUUUGUAACUGAUUACAGCACUUUAAUGGUGGGAAAGUCCAAUCUUAAAUUUCUAAAGUUAAUUGCUAAAAGAAAAUGGGGAAAAAAUUACUGGUAUAUAAUUGCUCAUCAAAUUUAUUUUAGGUUAUAUAUAGGAGAACAUAAAUCAUAAUGACAGGGGAAAAAAUUGUAAAUAAAUGAUAUGCUUUACAUCUAAAAGCAAUAACAGAAACAUAUAAAUAGUUAAACAAAUAUUAUUUAAAUUUUGUAAUGUGCUAUAAUUGAUAAAUUUGAUUGAACGAAAUGAUUUUAAAUAUUUUAUUAUUAAACCUAAUUUAAUUUUGUGCAGAAUGUAUGCUAAUUUUUAUGAAAACAAGCACAUUUUUAUAAGGUAUCUUAUAUUUAUCAGUGCGAUAACAUUCGAAAAAAGGAUUACUGACGUAGACACUUCACAUUGUAAAUUGCAUAAUAACUAUAUCUGAUUACAUGAAAAUAAAUUAUACCUUAUCUUAUAUUUUAACCGCUAUGAUUAUCUUUAUCUUUAAGAUUAUAUAUUUUCCUUUUUAGCCUCACUUUUCUUCACCCAAUUUACAUGCUUUACAACAAACUUCUCCAUCCAUAUGCAAGUUUAAAAUUUCCCCUUUCAUUAUAUUGCUCUGCGAUUAUCACAGAGUUGAAGUUUAAUAAAAUUAUUAAUUCUAUUAUUUAAGUCAGGCAGUUUUAGGCUUUUCCAAUUAAAUGCUAAUGUCAGGGUAUUAUUUAAGCUUUCACAUGAAUUAUAUUUCCAAUCUAACCGAACUCAAUUGUUUUUCUUACGAGAUUUUGUAACAUUUUCAGACAAUUUGUCUGUUAAAUUUUUUAAAUUAUUUGUAAAUGUAUUGUGUCCUUUACAUAUUUUUCAUAUAAGACAAAGUUGUUUUUUUAGGUAUUCAUACUCCUCUUUCAUGCCAUUAGACGUCCUUUUGCGCCAAAUAUCGUAUCCAUUAUUUUCUUCGUUCGCUGAUUUGAACAUCAAUCUUAAUUAGGAAAUGAUUUGCAUUCUUUGAUAUGUUAGCAAAAAACUAUGAAUGGAAAACACUUCUCAUUGCCUUGGUUCGGGACUUUCUUCAUCUGAUCCAAAAACAAGAUUCAUCCUACUAAUUUGCGAGCCUACAAUUGAGUCCUACAAUUUAUAUUGUAGGUGUGAUAAAAAUCGGUGGUAGAUCGUGAAGAGACCAUCCCAAUGAAGGAAUAUGUCCAGUCCAAACAUGACCGGGUGCAUCGUCGAUUCUUUUCGCAUUAGGUUUGUGUUGUGAUAGACUGUCGUCGUAAUAUAGCAUGCACCAAGGUUGAAAUGUCUGUGUUUUAAGUCUCUUGGUGCCCUAGUCGAUCAAUUUAAACUUUCCGGAAUGUUUUCACUUUCUCGGUAACGGCUGUGGCGGUUCCUAUGUAGUCCUUGUUCGUAUGCUUUCAAUUGCCAUAAGGUUGUGGUUCAGUAGGGUGGCUCAUAUAUUCUACAAUUCCAAGAUUUUCAUAUUUGCGGGUAAAGAUUCGGGACAUAUGAUGACAGUUGAAAUACUUUUCAUGAAUGAUUUAUCUGCUUUCAGUGACACCGAAAUACCAAACUUCAUCAUCACUUGGCUGAGUGACACAAUACCGUUCUUUUAGAUGCAAUGUUGUCCAUUCACAACAUCAACGUAAAAUGUUUUCACGUACCUUUCAUGAUACGCAUGAACCUUAGCCUACGCACCUUGUGCCCAAACACCACAAUCAUCGACGUACAUGGCAUACUUUCCUUGUUGGCGACGUAGAACACUACUUUGAUUUCUAACAAGAAAUAUACGUUUUCCUUCAGGCACGUUUCAAUUGCCACUGGGAGAUAAUUCAAUCAUCCAUUCUGAAUUCCUUCUGGGUUCAUAAACCGACCAGUCCCAUUCAUCGCCCCAUUCAUUUGCACAGACGAAUACUCAUAUACAACUACAAAUAAUAAACAAAAAAUAUUAUAUGAAAUCGGGAGGAAGUUAAAUUUAGUUUACAUCAGAUCAUUAUCAGGUAGCCGAGUACAACACGACUAUCAGAAAACAAAAUAAUAAGGACUUACCUGCAGAAAGAUAGAAAGCCUAUUCUUAACAAAAUCUCGGAAGAAGAACAUUGCUCACUCUCGUACAAGCAUAUGUAUAAGAAAAAAAAUCCAACACCAGUAUGAUUAAACUAUAUACCUCAGAUACGGAAGAAAUCACUGGCUGUACGACAGAAACCUCGACGUUGAUGGAAUCGAACUAGCUACGAAACCAUGAUGUACUGAAAACGUCACGUUCAUAUCAACAAAAUAACGGAGAACAAUAAUAUUUCACAAAUCGUUUAUUAGCAAUCACUAAUUGAGUUUUGCCAUACCAAUUUUUUAUAACACUGAAAUAGUGAUAAUAAUAAUUCAAUAUUUGAUAAAAAAAAAAAAAAAAAAGUACAUACUAGGCCAAUAUACAAUCAUUAGUAUUGUUACUCCGAAAAAUACAAUUGUGGGGCCAUACGCUUAGUUGUUUAUUUAGUGUACCGUAAAUGCUCGAACAAACGCUGCUCUCGAAUAAGCGCCGUGGCGCUUAAUCGAGUAGUAAAACACUUUGAGAAACUGGGUUUCUUAGAUUUUAAGUGUGUUUCAUUUCUUGAAUUUCAUAUUUAUAUUAUUUGUAAUUAAUAUAAAUAAUAUUAUUGAAAAAAUAUCUUGAUUACGUUUCUAUAUAGGAAAAUAUGCAAUCUGGCGUAUAUUAAUCAUAUUAAUAUAAAACUAUGUUUAUGAUGCAUUAUUGACACCAGUGUUGUCAGAAUGCACAAUGUUUUGUGUAUAAUUCCAUCCGUUAAUACAUGGUACCUAACUUUGGCAUUACACUCUCGACAC